UAUUGCAAAACAUAGUGUAGUGUAGGUGUAUGUGUCUGUAUUAUAAAGCCACGCAUUUUGGUAAACGGCAUUGUUAGUGCUACUGUCGUCAUAAUCAUGAAGUUUAGACAUCCUGGAAUGUUAAUGUUCCUUCUGUGCCUAAAAUUUGCAAAUGCUAUUACACCCGAUGUAUAUUGGUCAAUGAACAAACUAGUUCAUAAUACUACAGUUCAAUUACCACCUGAUAUAGGAAAUCCUAAUGUAUUUACUGGUGUCGCGUCCCAAAAUGAUUCAGUAUUGGUGGAUGGGAUCAUAGAUAAAGCAAUCAUUAUACGCCGAGGUUUUGAAUUCCCAGAAGUAAGAAACAGUCCUAAUGCGGAUUGCUUUAAAGACCCAUUGGAGUGCACAGGUGGUUUAAGUUUUGCUGUGUGGGCGAAUUUUCUGUCAGUUCCAUCAUACGGUGACUCGUGUAUCUUGUCCACUUCCUGGUUAUGUAAUCACAUGGUUCCAGGUGUUGUAAUAUCUGUUUCAUCAAACGCAAUAAAUGCUGCAAUUCGACCGUCAAUAGGGGUGGAAUAUUUGGCCAACAUUUCGUUUGCGAACGUUGGAUUCGGAACUUGGAGCCAUAUUGCCGUCACGUGGAACAAGAAAGAUGGAAUGGAAUUGUUUAUAAACGGGUCAACUGCUGAAACUAGCAGUAGCAUUGUAAAUAAGAAGAACAACACAGCAUUGUUCGCAAAGUUAAGGUUCGGAUACUUUGUUUCAUAUGCGAAACUGAAAAUGGACGAAGUGAAAAUUUGGUAUCGAAAAUUAUCCCUGACCGAGGUAGUACAGUCUAUGUAUCACGUUAAUUGGACAGCAACGACGACUGAGCCAGAUAUCAUAACUACCGUAUCAUCUUCAAUUGCUCCUGCAUCCUUGAUGUAUUCUACCACCCCAACAUCAGAAACAACUUCAUACCAAUCGCGAACCAACUCAACAGAACUUACUACGACUGCAAUAAAACCUACGGGAUCGAACAGUUACCGUUACGCGAUUCUUGCCGGCUGUAUUGUCGCAAUAUUGGUGGUUCUAUUUAUUCUGCUUCUGCUCUGGCGCCGCAACCAAGCAAAGAAAAGAGGUUUUCUUGCUGUACCGAACGAAAGGACGACUACAAGCGUUAUGUCCGACCAUAGUUUUUCGUUGUAAACGAGUAAACAAUUUUGCAUGAAAAUUAAUGUAACUUAAUUAUCCUCGCGUGAACGGCAAUGUUUUACUUUGGAGGUAAUCAUUUUUUUUUCUGUUUCUCAACUUUCGAAUUCGUAAACUCUCGUUGUUUUGAUGGGGGCGGGGCGCUUUAUAACCGCAACAACCAAAUUGAUUUCUUAAAUAGAGACUAUAGGUAUAGUAUAUAAGCCCCAUAUGACUUUCCAAAUUCCUUGGGUGUAUUUUGCAGUUGGACUAUACCAAUAUACAUUUUGAAAAAGUGACUAUAUGAUUUUAAAUCUGUUCCCGAGAAUACCUUCUUAAAUGCUCCGCCAUGUUUGGUCCCUAAAACCACAUUUAUAACAUCUGAAAUUAUCCGUUUCUGUUCAUAUGUUUUUAAUAAAUAGAUAACUUUUUUCUUUGAGUUUUUUUCAGUUUGACCCGGUUUUUUUUGUGCACGGCAAUGUAGUUUUUUAUUUUAAUUUGUGAUUAUUUCGGCGGUAUAAUAGGAUGAAUAAAAAUGU
This is a messenger RNA of Ciona intestinalis (vase tunicate), 1688 nucleotides long. NCBI's taxonomy places the organism in Eukaryota, Metazoa, Chordata, Ascidiacea, Phlebobranchia, Cionidae. The record is from RefSeq and is a predicted model, not a curated record.